UGUCAGUAACAGAAAAUGAGAUCAGACCCUUAAAUUCAAAAAGUAAACGUGCGAAUAGUUAUUCAUGUUUUUUUACAAUAAAACUUAAAGUAUUUAUAAUUUCCAUUUCCUAGACUUAAACUAGAGACCCUUCUUUUUUAUGUUUUAAAUAAGUAUCUUUUUAUGGGGAAAAACAUACUGUGUUAGUCACUACACCUACGAUUUCAUUUGUUAUCAUUUAUGUUUUUCUUACAAUACAAUGAUGUUAUUCAAGUGGACUUGUUGCGGUGUCCUUAUUUUUUUAAUAAAUAUUUCUGGGCGACAAUGUAACGUACAAAUAGGACCUGAUCCUUGGGAUUACGUUAGUCCUAUAACUUUUGACACAAAUAACAACGCAGAAAUACCACCCGACCUAAGAACUGCGCCACCAAAGAAAGUGCAAACCAAUAAUUUGGCGACAGGAGAAUGGUUUUACAAACGUAUUCUAGCUUUUGUUUUAAAAGGAGGGCAGAUUAAGAAAAAUGAAGAUGGCAGUGUUGAAGUAUCACUACAAAUGAGAUAUAACACAGAGCAUUGGAAAGUUCUUAACGAAUAUGUUCUGCCAAGUAAAGCUCUCUCUGAAGACAUGUAUAGAAGAUCAAUGGGCUAUAUUGAGGAGGCCAUCUAUAAACCGACCAUUACUGAAAAAAUUGUUAUGGCUUGGCAUGAGCAUAUUCAACUUUACAUCACUGAAUACAAGACAGAAAUCACAUGGCUAUUUAGUAUUAUGGCAGGUGUGGGUACAAUUGUGUGGUUAUGGAAUCACAUGUCUCAUAAACACUUGAUAUUUGUUGUAAUUAUUGGACUGUAUUUGUAUGAAGUAUUCACAUCAUAUAAGGAGGCAGAAAAACAGGAAAUGGAAAAGUUUAUGCAGGCCAUAAACACAUGUAAAUGGUAUAUUUGGACCUCAGAAUGCGAGGUCCCACCACCCGAUCCAUUAAUAUUCAUAAAACAUAUGAAUCCUCUUAAGAUUGGUGUAAGAAUGUUUACAACAUUACUAUCAGAACCUAUGUUAUGUAUCAGCGAAACUACUAAAGUUAUGAUACAUGGAGUGACAGAUGGUCUGUGGUAUCCGUUUGACAAGAUCAUGUAUGGAGUUCUAAUGAUAUCCUUCAAUCUAACAUUAGUAUUAUUGCUUGUAAUGAUUUUAUUCAAUUUUGUACUCAAUAUACCAUUCAACCUCAGUUUUGGAUUGGUAAAAAUUGCAUUAAAGCAGCGAGAUCGAUCCACACCGAUAAUGAGACACCAAGAAAGUCCACCAGUACAGGCAGUUGAAAUUGGUGAUAGAAUUAGCGGAGAAAAUUUAAAUAAACUUCUGGAUAUUUGUUCAAGAUCACAACUAGCUCAGAAAAAACACAAAGAAACCUUGGCCAUAACAUGCGAUCCUAAAAUUAAAAGAUCAGCCAGCACCGGUAGAUUGCCUAGUCUGGCUGCUUAUGAUGGAAAUCAGAAUAAAUUAUAAAUUUAUUUAAAAUUACUCAAAGCUAUACCUAUAUGUACAAAUUAAUUGGCAUCUAAUACAAUAAUUGAAAGUGUACAAUGAUGUUAAUGUAAACCUACAGCUUUCUUUGUAGGAGUUUUCAUGGUUUACUCAAAAACUAACAGUUUAAAGAUUUUUCUUCGACACUACUAUUUAUCGGAUAUUUCCAUGAAGCUAACGAUAUAUAAAUGAUAAAAAUUAAAACAGUUCAGGUUGAGGAGUUUUGGAAGAGUUUUUAUCCAAGUUAAAUUUGUCAACAUUUUUUGUCGCGGGACGGAAACCCUGUUCCAAUUUCUGUAUGUUUCAUAUAUUUUUCGUUAAUCCGCCAUAAUAACUUUGUUGUGAUAAUUUUUUUUAUGUUUACACUUAAUGAAUUGUGAUUUUUUAAUUAUGAGUAAUGUUAGAGUUAAGGGUAUUUAUAUUUUUAAAGCUUGUAAAUAAAAUAACUUUUUUAUGUAA
This is a messenger RNA of Danaus plexippus (monarch butterfly), 1957 nucleotides long. RefSeq lists its product as uncharacterized. The record is from RefSeq and is a predicted model, not a curated record. The transcript has 5 exons. Bases 239 to 1480 code for a protein of 413 amino acids. Lineage: Eukaryota; Metazoa; Arthropoda; Insecta; Lepidoptera; Nymphalidae.